Molecule: messenger RNA, 1746 nt
Organism: Dermochelys coriacea (leatherback sea turtle)
Lineage: Eukaryota; Metazoa; Chordata; Testudines; Dermochelyidae
Product: coiled-coil domain-containing protein 86
Exons: 4
Coding region: 80-745 (221 amino acids)
Cellular component (GO): nucleolus
Source: RefSeq, a predicted model, not a curated record
AGUCACAUGGUACCUGACGUCGGUCUGCUUUGAUUCUGAGCACGCGUAGAUUUGCGAACGGUGCGUGUCGCGCGCGCCAAUGACGUCGCUGGCCGCUGCGCCUCGCCGGGAGGCUGUCGCCCGACACGUGGGGAUGGAGCCGGUCCAGGGAGCCAGGCAGCUGCGGAGGAGCCGGAGGCUGCAGGCGCAGGGGCUAGAGCCGGCGCCCGAGCGUCCCCGGGAGGAGCCCCCGGCUCCCCCGCUCGGCACCGAGGACGGGCAAGCGGGUGUCCCCGGGGAGCCCGGCCGCGGCGAGACCCUGGUGGUGGCCCCGGCCCCGGCCCGGGCCCUGCAGCGGCGGAAUCCGGGCAAGGAGGCGCCGGCGGUUCCCAAGGGGAAACCCAAAUCCGGGCGGGUGUGGAAGGAUCCCGGCAAGAAACGGUUUUCCCAUAUGAUUCAGGACAAGCCCCUCCGCACCUCCUGGGAGCGAAAGAUGAAAGAGCGCCAGGAGAAGAAAAUAGUCAAGGAUUUUGCCCGGCAUCUUCAGGAAGAAAAACAGAGAGAGCGUGAGGAGAAAAAGCAGCGCCGGGAAGAGAACUUGAAACGACGCCUGGAGAACGAGCGGAAGGCGGAGAUCGUACAAGUGAUCCGGAAUCCGCUCAAGCUGAAGCGUGCCAAGAAGAAGCAACUGCGCCGGAUUGAGAAGCGGGAUACGCUGGCACUAUUGCAGAAACGCCAGGCGCAGCGCAAAGAGGCCAAGGAGUGAGGCUGCAGAGGGGAAGGGGAAUAAAGCCUCAGGGCAGCUGUUUCUCUGGGGUCCAUCUGUCCUGACACUGCUUUCCCAGCUAUCCUGCCCACCGCCUCCUUAUGCCUUCGCUGGGGACUCUCCACCAUUUCUCCUCCCUGCUGUGGGCUGAUCAGCUGCGCUGAGUGCACGCUGCUGGCUUACACACAAGAGGGGUUAUACAAACUCAUGGGCCGCACGGCUGCUCUUAAAUGGAAACCUGCAUUAUCUUCUCUUGCACCAGCGAGGCAGGAUGCUGCAGUCCACAGCGCUGGGAGGUGUCAUAAGCCCUAAUGGGACAGGGAUGAGGUGUCCUCAUACUGGCUGACUUGGGGCAAAGAAACCAAAGGCCGUGGCAGCUGAGCCAAUGUGUGAACUGGAGCCCCUGCUGUUAAAGGCCCUGAAUUCUCUUAAGCGGCGCACGCUCACUUGCUUGUGGAGCUGGUGGGAGCAGGGCUGGAGCAGGGAGCUGCUUCUGGUGUCUGUCUUGGCCUGUGCCUCAAUAAUUUGAUCUUCUGUUAGGAGGAACCGCAUGGAAAAAGAUUUGGAUUUGUAGGAACCUAGGUUGUAGGCUGGAUGCUGUCUGUUGCUGUCUUAUAUUUGUAAUGGUCUGUCACCUUGGUCUGUGGUAAAGGACAGAAGUCCCAGCUGCCCAGAGUAGGCUGAGCUUUUCUGCCAUCAAUCAGCCUCUUCCCCAGGUUUGAGGUGGGUGUUCGUCCUUCUUGCCUUAGCCAAUUGUUGGCCUUUCUGCUGAGACUGACAACCAGGGGCCUGAUUAUUAAAUGAGAGGGUGGGUUUUUAUUUUGCUGGACUCAUAGUGGGUCACCUGUGGCAGAUUUCCAGCAACUUGUUGAAGAGGUUCCUGGCAACAGCUACUAGAGGAUGACGGUGGGUUGCUCCCAACCACGUCAGGGCUGUAUGUGAGAAGGGAUUUGUUGAUCCAUGCAGAAAUCUUGCUCUGGCCAAAGAAAUGAAGCAGAAGG